Malassezia globosa CBS 7966 is the source of this 549-nucleotide messenger RNA. RefSeq lists its product as uncharacterized. The record is from RefSeq and is a predicted model, not a curated record. Gene Ontology annotation, biological process: iron-sulfur cluster assembly. Gene Ontology annotation, molecular function: 2 iron, 2 sulfur cluster binding. Lineage: Eukaryota; Fungi; Basidiomycota; Malasseziomycetes; Malasseziales; Malasseziaceae. Gene Ontology annotation, cellular component: mitochondrion; cytoplasm. The coding region runs from base 1 to 549 and encodes 182 amino acids. The transcript has a single exon.
AUGUUUGGCGUCGCAACAUCGCGUUUUCUGCGUCCAGCUACACUUACAGUCCCAAAAACUCAGAUCUACCGAGCCAUGGGUACGGUUGCAACUAAUUCCAUGCGGAGUGGCUUUUCAAAGGAUCGCCUUAGUGAAGCUUCAACAUCUUCGUCGUCCGACUCAGUUGCAGACAAACGAUCUAAGGUAUCGGAAAAGAUUCAAGCGCGCGCUCAGAAGAAGGCAGCAAUAAAGCUAACUCCUACUGCGGUGGAGCAUAUUCGAAAACUUUUAAGCGCAAGUGAUGGACCCAAGCUUGUUCGUGUGGGUGUGAGAAACAAAGGAUGUGCAGGUAUGAGCUACCACUUGGAGUAUGUGACACCGGGCGAAGAAGGUCGUUUCGAUGAACGUGUUAUGCAAGAUGGAGUAGAGGUGCUAAUUGACUCCCGAGCUCUGUUCAGCAUCAUUGGUUCAGAGAUGGAUUGGAAAGAAGAUCGCAUGUCUGCCAAGUUCGUCUUCAACAAUCCGAACAUCAAAGAUGCAUGUGGCUGUGGCGAGUCAUUCAUGGUCUGA